Fusarium graminearum PH-1 is the source of this 444-nucleotide messenger RNA. RefSeq lists its product as uncharacterized. The record is from RefSeq and is a predicted model, not a curated record. The transcript has a single exon. Lineage: Eukaryota; Fungi; Ascomycota; Sordariomycetes; Hypocreales; Nectriaceae. The coding region runs from base 1 to 444 and encodes 147 amino acids.
AUGGACGAUAUCUGUAAUUCGUGGGUUGAACCUAGCGAGUACCCACGGAUACCCAACGUAUACGAGCCGGUUGAAGAUGGCCAACUUGCCGAUUUUUACGAAAACAGAGAAAAGAAUGAAGUUGUUGAACGCGACAUGAGCACCCGGGACAGCCACAAGUCGUCCUGGGCUAUGCAUAGUAUUCAUGCGAGCGGCGAACAAGCCCACAAGGAGCUCGCCAACGAUCCAACAAAUUAUUCGGUUGUCGUGCAACUAGGGAGCAGCUACAGGAGCGACAACUUGACUCCUGGAGCCGGUCUAAGAGACUCGACAAAGGACUGGCGAUCUUCUACUCAUCGCCCAGAUUCGGCCGAAAAGAGACGUGCAAGGCGUGAGGCAAGCCUCGAGGAGUGGAAAGACGCAGGCGAUAGGCUCUUCUGCCAAUCAGGGAGAUACCGACCAUGA